Molecule: messenger RNA, 504 nt
Organism: Sclerotinia borealis F-4128
Lineage: Eukaryota; Fungi; Ascomycota; Leotiomycetes; Helotiales; Sclerotiniaceae
Source: the annotation of a GenBank genome assembly
AUGAACAUGGUUUACCAGCCGCCCGCAAGUUCUCUCAUCACAUUUUCACCAUUUUCACGCCUUCCACUCGAAAUCAGAUGCAGAAUCUUCAAGGAAGCAUUUCCUGAGCCAUUGAUCGUCAGAAUCCCUAUCAUUCCUUUCCCCUACACUAAUACCAUCAGAGAAUGGCUGAUGGUCUUGGUGACUAGAUAUCCCGAGCUUCUCCCGUUUCUUCUGGCUUGCAAAGAGUCCAACGCCGAGGUCUUUCGUACGUUUCAAAAGCUUGUGAUUAUAGCUCCGUCCUCGUCGUUUCUGAAAGUUCGAUCUGAUAACAUCAUGUACCAUACGUAUAUCCGACCCACCAUCGAUACUUUUAUCCUCCAAGCGACGCCAUUUUUGGAGUUAUACGAACGAGGUGGAAGUAUCAAUCUCAGCAAUAUCACCCACCUUGCUUUGGACACCCUAACGUUCGAACCCCUCAGGAGAGCUGAUGAAGAUACCGACGAGUCUUUGAUGCGCAAGUAA